Messenger RNA from Cantharellus anzutake, 933 nucleotides. RefSeq lists its product as uncharacterized. The record is from RefSeq and is a predicted model, not a curated record. The transcript has a single exon. Bases 164 to 718 code for a protein of 184 amino acids. NCBI's taxonomy places the organism in Eukaryota, Fungi, Basidiomycota, Agaricomycetes, Cantharellales, Hydnaceae.
CAUCUGCGUCGUCUUCCUGUUGUGCAUCAGUCUACUCUCUUCCUCAAAGGUUUUGAGCUCCAGAGAACUAUGUCUCCCCUACCCCUUCUGCGGCAUCAAUUGUAGCAACUAUGGGUAAUGCUUACCAACCACCGCAAAAUGGGUUGAAUUUAGGCCUCAGGGAAUGAACAACUUUUAUUCCCCGAAUCACAUAACCUUAAUGGGCCCGAUCGGUUUAUUAACAGCCGUCAUGGUUCAUUUGGGAAUUCGAGUCCCCAGUUUCUGCAGACGCCGUCUGCUCACGGGUCCCCUGCUUUUACUGAUGCUCAGACUCGAGGUUAUAGUGUCAUUGGCGGACGACCGCAGUCGCCGGGAACCCUGGUUCAAUACCUGUGAUGAUACUUUGACUCCAUCUCGGAAUGCUAGUCUUGGCGUUUCACCUUCCUUGGGAUUGUAUGGAAACUCCAUAGGAGGUCAACUGCCGCAAUCACCUUACCCAGGGACGAGCCCUCUCGCUUCUCGCCAGACUGCUUGCUUGUUAUCAUCAAACCAGUCACCCCACCUCACAUACCGCUCGCAUACCUCGAAUGUCGGUCCGCGUCUCACGCAGAGCUUGUUUACCCAGCAAUCAUCCAACUCAUGCCACACCUACCAGUCAGUUCCACCCGUAAUUGCAUGGAGCCAGCCGCCUUCGGGGCAUAUAGUCCUUGCGCGUGAGGCUGCUCCUCGGCCUCUUUGACUGCCAGAAGACCCUCCACCGCUCCAUCCUGAGGCGGCAAUCUGGAGCCUCCACGAUCAAUAUCUUGAUGAUUGCGGAACAUUAUUCAACAGGCAUUCCCUCCGUGGUUCAAAUUGAAGCACCUGCGCCUCCACCGUCUGGGCUUACUGCCGGUUCUGUACCGUCCUGUACCUCCCGUGAUAGGCAGGACUCCAGCCUCUAUGACUUCGUAUACU